UUAAAUUCUCUGGCGACUAUGAAAAGCCACGAUGAGACGUCGAAAAUAGCUUCGACGGAGGAGGAAACGAGAGUAGAAGACGAAGACGACACAAGCAUGGAAGAAGAAAGCGAUAGUGAUACCGAUAGCGGACGCGCAUGGAGUGUCGAGGCAGAAGACGAUGAUGAAGUCGUGAAACCUCCCAACUAUUUAAACAUGCAAGAUCCGGAUCCGGAGUGGGAUGUGGACAGCUACGACGGUUACGAAUUGGUAUUCGAUGCUGACGGCCGUGAAGGCUUCCCCAACGACGAGGAGUACGAAGACUUCCGCGCGUAUAAAACCAAGGCCUGGAAGAAUAGGGGGUUUUUAGAAGAUCCAUUCAGAUCCAUCUACGCUAUUGUAGAUCUGGAAGAUAUUUGGUCAGACAGGAUAACCGUGACUACGAGGGAACAUUUGGCAAAUAUUGCUUCCUUGUGUGUUAAGAAACUCAACGAGGAGAAGGGUUCGUCUGUGGAAGUUGUAAGCAUUGUGAGGGCCAAUCUAAAACCAGGAGGUGGGUAUAAGCUCUACAUCACCUUUAUGGCUCGAGAGCAUCCCGAUGGUCCUCUCGUGGAGUAUCAAGCCAAGGCCAUGGAUUUUGCAGGAGGCAGAAAACCUACAUUUCCCAUUCUCUGCAGACCAGCUUCUAGCAUAUCCUCCCAUUCUCUGCAGACCAGCUUCUAGCAUAUCCUAAUCUAUGAAUUGCAUUAGGUAUCUUUACUAUUCAGUGUAACUACUUAUAGUAGCUGCGAUAUUUUUUUUGGAAUUACUUAUGAACUUUGGGAUACUUGACAAUCGUGCACUGAGGGGAGAUGCUUACUAUCAGAUAACAUGAUCAUGUUUACUUAACUCAUAUGACGUUAGGUUGUUGAUUAAUAAGUUUCUGUUUAUUUGGACUAAUAAAUUUGGAGCAUUCUCUU
Raphanus sativus (radish) is the source of this 938-nucleotide messenger RNA. RefSeq lists its product as uncharacterized. Bases 19 to 702 code for a protein of 227 amino acids. NCBI's taxonomy places the organism in Eukaryota, Viridiplantae, Streptophyta, Magnoliopsida, Brassicales, Brassicaceae. The record is from RefSeq and is a predicted model, not a curated record. The transcript is spliced from 3 exons.